AUGGCUAUGACUGUCGAUGAAAACUCAAAGAUGACACCAAAUCUCAACUCCAGUGAAGCCCCUGGUUUAGGCUCUGGCACUGCCUCUGUGCCCAACCCAGACGUGGCCCCUGUUCCUAUCUUGAAUUCACCUUUGAGGUCUGGUUUGCCUCUUGUUCCAGAUCUUAAUGCUGCUCUGAGUCCUGUUUCAGAGGGAGACCUUGGCCCGGUGCCUGAUACUCCCCCCAGACCACCUGGGGACACUAGAACCCUGGUUCCAGCCUCCCUCCAGACCCCCAGUUCUCACUCUGGUGAGGCUCAAGGCCUGGAUUUGAAUUACAUCUCAAAGUCUGACUCUGGUGGACCCGUUUGUCAAGCCUCAAAUCUCAUUCUGAACCCUGUUUCUACUGAGGUUCCUGCUCUGAGCUUGGGCAAUCAACCUGAGCCAAAUUCCAAGCAAGAUUUUUCCCUUUCAAGCAAGGUUUUUCAUUUGGGUCACAGUAACUCCAACCCAUUUAUAAAGCCCUGUUCAAAAGAGGCCUUAGUUAUGGGCCACACUACUUCCAGACCAGGCUCAAAAGCACUUCUUAUUCCAGACUUAAGUACUUCUUCAGAUCCUGACUCAAGAAAUGUCUCUAAGUUGGACCUGGAUGCUACUCCAGGGCCCCCCAUCCCAGACAGAAGUGAGACCAUCACUUUAACUUCCUGUAAUAUCUCUGGGUCUGUUUCUAAAGGAGCUCUGGGUGUAACCUGGAGCAAAAGCUCCAAGGGUACCAUUAAUGUGGUUUCAAAUGACAAUUCCAGAUCUCAGGGGAACAUGACCCUCACUAAGGCCUCAACUGUGACCCUGAAUCCCAGCUCCACCAAUGGUACCAGCUUGCACUCCAGCAUCUAUGCGCCCAACUCUACCCUCUCUCCACCUUCGUGCAUGACCCUAGUCCUGGGCCCCAGUGAGACUGCUAGCAUGGGUUCUAGCCUAGUUUUCAGCGACACCUCGACCUUGACACUGAGCAGCCAGCAGGAUUAUUCUGAGGACAACAGCAUUUACACUAUACCCGUGCAGCAUGGAAAUCUGGACAGCUGGAGAGGGGUGGUCAGCAUUGAGGUGGACAAGUUCCCACUGGAGUUCUCCACCCUUGACUCCAGGGAUAAGGAUACCACAGUGUUUCAAAGCAUCCCUGGCGGAGUCUUUGAUGAAGUGCCCUUGUGUCGGGUGAAGAUGUCCAGGAAGAGAGAGGAUGACAACAGCAUGGCUCUGGAUGAGGAUGCCAGCACCUUCCAGAAGAGUCAGAACCUGCUGGAAUCCGAAGGAGAGAAGAAGAUCAUGAUGAAUAAGAUGAUGAAGCAGAUCCAGGAGGAGCCGCUGGAUUCCCUCUUGACCUCCGUCCGGCGGCAGGCCAUGGACACCCUGACGCAACUGAGUCAUGCACAGCCAGUCCUGGGAGUGCGGGAGAGGUCAGAGCUGGUGAAGACGUGUGUGAAGAGCGUGUUCUCCUUGCCGUCCGUGCAGGUCAUGCAGGAGAAAGAUGAGGCCAAGGCUGAGGCCAUACAGAUACUUUACCAUCAAACCCUGGAUGCCCUGCAGACACUCCUCAAUGCCCUCUUUAUUGAGGACCCCACUCCUGCUGGGCUGAAGAGCAUCCUGGAGCCUCUGGGGUCCUGGAUGAACUCUGGGAAAGCCCACGAGAGAGCACGGGCUGUGAACAGCAAUGUUUCCGUGUUGAACCACACACUUCUGACACAGCCUCUCUUUAUGCCCUCGGGGUUCCCGACUCUGGGGCUUCUGCUGGGGAGGCUCAUCCUUCGCAUUGGGGAUCCUGAUGAGGAGAUUGGCCGGGAAGCUCUCGAUGGCAUCACCAUCCUUUAUACCAUCCUGGAGUUCCAAAAACGAACCAGAGACCAGGAGGACACCAACACCAAGGAGCUCUAUGAGAGCAACAAGCGCUUCCUGGGACCCUACAACUCCGCCAGCCCGUGCCAGAACAUUCUGCGUGUGAUCGCGGAAUUUGGGGACUUCCUGGGACCCCAAGAGGUCAAGGACCUGCUGCUGGCUGCCCUGGAGGGGCUGAAGGGUGACUCAGAGGCUCUCAGGAAGGACUCCGGAGAAAUGAUGCAGCUGGCCUCGGAAGUCACGCUCAGCUCGGUGCUGGAGUGGUACAGGCACAGGGCACUGGAGGUGAUCCCAGAAAUCAUGCAGGGUAUCUACGUGCAGCUGAGUCACAUCCAGGAGCCGCGGGCCCGUGAGGUGGCCCUGUUGCCCGUCUCCCUCCUGGCCAGCUCCUUCAUGACUGAGGUCGUUGUGGCCCUGCUCAUGUGCCCCCUCCCUCUGGACAGCAAUGGAGCCGAGAUGUGGAGGCAGCUGAUACUCCGCAAGCCCAGCUGUGAUGUCCGAGACCUCCUGGACCUGCUCCUCACCAGCCUGAAGGAGAAACCUGUCACCAAGAAAGGCCGGGCUUCCAUUGUGCCCCUAGCGUAUUCCUGCCAGGAGCUGUGCCGCAUCCUCUACCUGCUCAUCCCACUCCUGGAGCGAGGUGACGAGAAGCACAAGAUCACCGCCACUGCCUUCUUCGUGGAGCUCCUCCAGAUGGAGCAGGUGCGGCGGAUCCCUGAGGAGUACUCUCUGGGGCGGAUGGCAGAAGGCCUGAGCCACCGAGACCCGAUCAUGAAGGUGCUAUCUAUCCGAGGCCUGGUCAUCCUGGCCCGCAGGACUGAGAAGACAGCCAAGGUUCAGGCCCUCCUGCCCUCCAUGGUGAAGGGCCUGCAGAGUGUAGACGGGCAGUUGGUGGUGGAGGCAGCCCACAACCUCAAGACCAUCUUCAAGGGGCAGGAACGGAAACUUUCUGACUGCUCGGUCUAUGUGGAGAUGCUGCAGGUCCUGCUGCCACACUUCAAUGACUCACGAGAGGACGUGCGCGGCUCAUGCAUCAACCUCUAUGGAAAGAUGGUCCAGAAGCUGCGGUCCCCACCCACCUCGUCCAUGGAGGAACAGCUGAUCAGCACAUUGGUGCCUCUACUGCUUGUUAUGCAAGAGGGCAACACCACGGUGAGCCAGAAAUGUGUGAAGACGCUGUUCCGCUGUUCUUGCUUCAUGGGUUGGGAGUUGCCAAAAAGAGCUUACAGCCGAAAGCCCUGGGACAACCGUCAGAAGACAGUGUCCAAAAUCUGCAAGUACCUUGUAAACACUCACCGAGACAGUACCUUCAAGUUCCUCAGCCAGAGCCUAGAGUAUGCCAAGAACUCCAGGCCAUCGCUCCGGAAGUCCUCAGUCAUGUUCAUAGGUUUCCUGGUCCCCUGUAUGGAAAGCAUAAUGACAGAAGAUUAUCUGAAUGACGUGAAAGCUGCUCUGGAAAACUUAAGACAUGACCCAGAAGCAUCAGUGUGCAUCCAUGCGGCCCAAGCCCAGGACCAUAUCCUGGCCAGUUGCUGGCGGAACUCCUGGCCACUGCUGCAUGGGGACCCAUGGGUGUGUGACCCAGCCACCACGCAUCGCUGGAGCCCCAGCUGUGAGAACCUACCCACUUCCCACCAACGGCGCUCCUGGAUCAUGCAGGCAUUGGGUUCCUGGAAGAUGUCCUUGAAACAGUGA
Chrysochloris asiatica (Cape golden mole) is the source of this 3564-nucleotide messenger RNA. It is a transcript of the gene MROH7, whose product is annotated as maestro heat-like repeat family member 7. NCBI's taxonomy places the organism in Eukaryota, Metazoa, Chordata, Mammalia, Afrosoricida, Chrysochloridae. The coding region runs from base 1 to 3564 and encodes 1187 amino acids. The record is from RefSeq and is a predicted model, not a curated record. The transcript is spliced from 20 exons. Gene Ontology annotation, cellular component: cytoplasm.